AUGGAGCCUCAUGGAUGGAUAUUAUCAUUUAAUGAAUAUUAUAUUGAGGAUGGGGCAAAAGAAAAAUGGGAAGAACAGCUAUAUGAAUUGCAUUACCAGUUUAUGGCACAUCCACGUCAAGAUUUAUUUGGUCCAGGUAUUCAUGAAGAUGGAACAAUUUGGUGGCAUACUCAAUUGCCAGUUCGUGUAAAUUACAAAAUGGCAUCAGAAAUUAAGUUUCUUCUUCAUUAUGCUACAGAAUACACGCUUUUUACUAAAAUCUGGAUGGCUGGUGGAACUGUGGAAAAAGAAAUUGCAGAUAAAGGAUGGCAUUUUGUGAAAAAAAAAAGGCCGGCAGUCUCACUGGAGAAGAAAUUACUCCAGGACAACUUAUAG
Messenger RNA from Acaulospora morrowiae, 375 nucleotides. Lineage: Eukaryota; Fungi; Glomeromycota; Glomeromycetes; Diversisporales; Acaulosporaceae. The record is from the annotation of a GenBank genome assembly.